Molecule: messenger RNA, 1467 nt
Organism: Hippoglossus stenolepis (Pacific halibut)
Lineage: Eukaryota; Metazoa; Chordata; Actinopteri; Pleuronectiformes; Pleuronectidae
Product: hatching enzyme 1.2
Exons: 10
Coding region: 89-856 (255 amino acids)
Biological process (GO): proteolysis
Molecular function (GO): metalloendopeptidase activity; zinc ion binding
Source: RefSeq, a predicted model, not a curated record
AAAGAUUGAGGAGCCGAGCAGCUGCCGUCACACUGCACCAGACUCCUGGAACAACAGAUUUGAACUUCAACCUGAGAGGACCGGCAUCAUGACUCCUGUUUUCCUCCUCCUCCUCCUCUUCUUCACUGCACAGUAUGCAGCUGAUGAAGCAAAUGAAUUGGACGAAUCUCCAGCAGUCUCUGAUGUCCUUGAAAAAGUCAACGAUGGCUUACGAAAUCUGGUCUUUGGCGACAUUGCGCAAAAUGUACAGCGGAACGCAGACCCCUGCACAUCCACUGGCUGCGCGUGGCCUAAAAGAGGAAGCUAUGUCCGAGUGCCAGUGGCCAUCUCCUCCAGAUACACCACUACAGAGCGCAACAUCAUCAUCAGAAGCCUGGUGUCCUUCCACAAAUACACAUGCAUUCGCUUUGUGUGGAGACGCUGGUAUCACAGGCAUUACCUCUACUUCUACUCUGGAUCUGGGUGCUGGUCGUACGUGGGCCGUCAGAGUAGAGGACAGGCUGUCUCCCUGAAGAAAAACGGCUGUUUGUACAAAGGCACGGUGCAGCACGAGGUCCUCCACGCUCUGGGUUUCCACCACGAGCAAGUCCGCUCCGACAGGGACAAAUACAUUCAAAUCCUCACCAACAACAUUAUUCCAGGAAAGGAACACAACUUUGAUAAAGAGAACACUAACAACUUGGCGACUCCCUACGACUUCAACUCUGUUAUGCAUUACAGCAAAUACGCCUUCAGCAAAAACAGAAAGCCAACCAUCCUCGCCAGGAGCGACCCCAACCUCGACUUUGGAAGGGCCAAAUCCAUGAGCUCGAAUGACGUCGCCCGCAUCAACAAACUUUACCGAUGCAGCGUCUGAAAAUUAAACUGGAACCCAUCACACUGCUAACGAACGUGUCGACCUCCAGAGAAUUCAACAGGAUUUCUGAUGUAGAGCAACAAUAAUAUCCAAAAGCAGCAGGACACGUGACAGGGAUCUGACGUCUCUCCACACGUGUACAUUAGCUUCUGUUAGCAGUUGGUUUUCAUGUAUUUCUGCAAACUCUAUUGUUCAUCUGGUAUCAGAAUUUAUAAAAAAAAAAAAGAAUUUGAUCUUUGUUUAAUGAUUUUCUCACGAUGAUUGGGUGAUGGGUUUCCUCAGAACUACCAGGCAGUGAAACAGGCCUGAAACAGUCUGAACAAAUCGAGGGGCUGAUGUUUGCUGUGAUGGAUCAUUCGUGAAUUGUGAAAGCUGUUUUUAAAUAUUCAGUAAAAACUUCAUUUAAUGCUCAUUGUGUGUGGAGCAUCAGCAGCGAGAUAAACAAACACAUCUAAUUUGUGCUAACAGUAAUAAUCAAUAACAUUAUUAAGACAGCCUGGGUCAAACGUCUUUGAUUUUUGUGGGUUUUCCUUUUUUCCAGACUACUAAUCAUUGUACUGUGUAAUCAUUUCUACACUGGACUAUUUCCACAAUAAAAUCACAACAAUAAA